AUGGAAGUAAACUCCAAACAGGUAAAGUUGAUGACAGCUACUGGCUCAGCUGCUUAUAAUCAUGAUGAAGCCACAAAUGAAGUUUUUUUCAGUGACCAGGGAAAUUCGGCCAAAAGCCACAACCAUUUCAAUAAUGAAAACACACGGCGUUAUAAAAUGAAUGACUACAAUGACAAUGUUAGCAAAUCAAGCGAAACUAUUUAUAAGAGAUACAACGAGGAAAAGCCAGUAUUUGGAGGACGUAAUGAGACUACAUUUCCAAGAGCGACUCCUAAUGAAUCUAUUAAAUCGGAUGUGUGCUCUUCUGCUACACCUUCAGAAACUAUUACUUCAAAUUCACCUUCACACCGCCGGCAUACACACUCGGAUUUCAGGAAAAAACCUACCAUGUCUUUCAAAACCAUGCCGAACUCAACUGUUACUUCCAAGACAGAACCACCUAACAUCAGUGAUACGAUCAGUACAUCUUCUUUACGCAAAGCCCAACAUCAACAAUAUAAGAUUUUUCCAAACCGUCGUGCUAAAUUCGCCAGGCAUUACCAGUUAAAAUCUAAUAAGUAUAAGGUACAGCCUAGUUUCCGCUCAGUGUUGCCGCGAGACGGAUUACAGAAGUAUAGUCAGAACCCAUCAAGCUCAUCUCAACAAAAAGAACCAAAUUCUAGAAACAACUUGGACAUUCUAGAACACCAGCUUGAGCCAGAGACAGCAAAAACAAAACUCAAGACGCUGUGGAACACAAUCAUAUACGGUUGGUCGUUGCAGUCAAAGUCCAGCUUCAAGUACGACAGCCCUAUGUUUAUUUUGGGGAAGUGUUACCACAAAGAGAGAGAGCAGAUCAAAACCCAACUUUUCCAUUCUCAUUACUCGUUAGAUGAUGAAUCGACGCUGACAGAAGACGAGUUUCUCGGAGACUUUGUCAGCCGCAUCUGGCUGACCUAUCGCAGGAACUUUUAUCCCAUUCCUGGAUCUAGACUGAGCACAGACUGUGGCUGGGGAUGUAUGCUUCGUAGUGGUCAGAUGUUGAUUGCACAAAGUCUAGUCACCCAUUUCCUUGGCAGAGACUGGAGAUUGUACAACAAACAAACAGACACAGACUCCGUAUUUUACAGAGAAAUCAUACGCUGGUUCUCCGAUCCCCUGGAUACCCCAUCAGAUAAAACACCAUUCUGCCUGCACCAUUUGGCCAGCUAUGGUCGAAUGUACAACAAAUAUCCAGGAGACUGGUACGGGCCAUCGUCAGUGGCUCUUGUUUUCAGAGAUGCGUUUCAGAAAGCCAGCCAAAGUGUACCAGUUUUAAGUCAGAUCUGUCUGUAUGUUGCCCAGGACUGCACAGUCGUCAUAGAGGAUGUGUUGAAGCUGUGUACGAAGAAACAAGCUGUGGGAAGUCAUGAUGGAUCACUGGAAAGCGAAACAGACACAUCAAAGGCAAAUCUUGAGAAUCCAGAAUGGCAGAGAUCACUGAUACUUCUGAUACCCAUGCGAUUGGGAGCAGACGUGACAAACGAGAUCUAUUUUCCGUGUGUGAAGAGUCUCUUAUCUCACGACAACUGUAUGGGAAUCAUGGGAGGCAAACCAAGACAUUCUUUGUACUUCCUUGGGUGGCAAGACAAUAAAUUGCUCUACCUAGAUCCACAUCUUUGCCGUGAUGCAGUUGAUACAACUGCUUCGGAUUUUAAAACUGAGACGUUCCAUUGCAAGACACCAAGAAAGCUACCCAUGCACAAAAUGGACCCUAGCUGUACUGUGGGCUUCUACAUUAAAAAUGCAUCUGAUUUUCAAAACUUUGUACAGGACGUUAAAGAGUUCAUUGCGCCUCCCAAGCAAAGAAAUGUCUACCCUUUGUUCACAUUCUCAGAUGGACAUCGUGGGGAAGCCAGCGCAGGUCAACGGACUGCGUCUGCUGACAAGCGGCUCAGGAUCAAGCACUAUCACGUGGACGAGUAUGGACAAAAGACAUUCGCUGGAGAAUCAGAAGAAUUCGUAGUGUUGUAG
This is a messenger RNA of Candidula unifasciata, 1992 nucleotides long. The record is from the annotation of a GenBank genome assembly. NCBI's taxonomy places the organism in Eukaryota, Metazoa, Mollusca, Gastropoda, Stylommatophora, Geomitridae.